Molecule: messenger RNA, 3893 nt
Organism: Myxocyprinus asiaticus (Chinese sucker)
Lineage: Eukaryota; Metazoa; Chordata; Actinopteri; Cypriniformes; Catostomidae
Gene: mtus2b
Product: microtubule associated tumor suppressor candidate 2b
Exons: 14
Coding region: 299-3889 (1196 amino acids)
Cellular component (GO): cytoplasm; nucleus
Molecular function (GO): microtubule binding
Source: RefSeq, a predicted model, not a curated record
CUCUCUCUUUCUUCUCAUCCUCGCAGUCCGGUUUUAAACAGUCGACCUGAGCAUGCUGAGCGGAAUAACACACACAAUGAUCUUCUGCAUCAGUCGAGCGGUGUUUUCUCAUGGAUGCUGAGGAUCUGCAGGUUGAAGCCAACUCCUGAUGUCAUCUACUCAAGAUCAGUAUCUGAAACAACAGUGUGAAAGAUGCCAAUACUUACAUUAGCUUUAAAAGCUGAGAAAGCUCCAGACCUCAAGGGAGGAUCAACAAGACUGUAUUUGAGAGCUUAAGAACACAGAACCUUCAGGAAACAUGAAUGUAAAUGAUAAUGCCAGACCCUUUGGGAGCUGCACUGAAGAUGGCUGUAGGGAAAUGAGGAACAACAACGGACAUGCUGAGGAUUCCCUGGAUGGAGAUGCCAAUGCUAAUGAAAUCCAAAGGGAACAUGGAGGAACUUUUGAGUUCAUUGACACCUUGUCCUCUGUGGUACCUCACACUGAGAAACAGGUCAAGAUGAUUAUUCAGGGCACAGAUUCCCCAUGUGAAGACCUGGAUCUGGCUGAGUUUGAGAUGCUUGAAAGUCAAGAACUAGAAAAUGAGGAAGAGAUCAAUAUUCCUAAGGAUGACCUGAAGGGGUCUCUAUCCAACAAUAUGAUAAAGACUGAAGCAAUGUCCCUGAAAGAUAGCAAUGGGCUCUCCCAGUGCUCUCUGAAAGAGCAAGAUUCCAUUGUUUGCCCUCAGUCCAAUUGCAAAAAAGUUGUGUCCAGCAUAGCCAAGGCUGAGUUUAGCUCUGAAAACGAUGUUUUUGUGUCUUGCCUCUCCACAAUGUCUAGUCUUGGAGGAAGUCUUGCUAGCGCCCUGGACCAAGCCGAUCAAACUCAGAGCUCUGAUUCAUGGUAUGCACCCUCAGGACCAUACCGAACUCUCUCUGAGGAUCUUACUCUUGCCUCACAGUCUUUUUUGACCGCAUCAGAUAAAAGUCGGAGCUCCCUACACACAGGAAAAAGUACAAUGCACAUCGGCAGUGAUUUUAACCUCACUUUGCCUGAGGAACCUCUUUUAGAAGCACAAGAAAACCAACCAGCCAUAGACUUUGCAACAUAUGAGAUUUCAGGCCAGCUGACAAAUGGUGUGAGUGAAUGUAGCAAUACAAAGACCAAAAUGGUCUCUAAUGAAUCUGGAAGUGCCAGUCAGGAUAAUACAGGAGAACCUGGAAUUCAUACUAAGGAGCACCAUGGACAACAUGUAACAGAAGACAAGGAUCCGAUUUUGAAAACAAUAUCAACUAAGACGAAUUCAUGCCAACCUAUAAUUUCUGAAGACACACAGUCUACUUCACAUCCUAGAAAGUUCUCUCAUGAUUCAAGUGGUGAUAUACAGAAUAAACUCAAAUCCCAUGACCAAGAAUGUCGUGACCUGAAUCUAAACUUCUCUACAGUAACGUCAAAAGGUAUACCAGUCCACUCUGGUGGGUCUGAACCCCAACCAUACAGAAAGCAAGCAUCUUUUGAAAAAAUAAAAAGUUCUAGUUUACUGGAAAGGAGAAGACCCUGGAGUAGCCCUUCUCACCCUGAGACCCCUCCAUCCCCUAAAAUCACCUGUUCACCUCGGAAACAGCCACCUUCUUCACCAGCAAGAUCUAUUAGCACAAGAGUGGCUAGUCAGGAACGUACUGAAACUUCACAGAGGGGUAUCAGUUGUCUGAGGCAACCAUGUAAAAGCUUUCUCAGUAGUAGUAUACCAAAACCUGUCCUUUCUCUACAACCUAGUAGAACAGAGUCUGGACCCAAGAAGUCCUCUCCUUCUCACAAGCCCAAAAAUAUCCGACCCAAAAUUAUCACCUACAUCCGGAAGAACCCUCAGGCAAAGAUGAUACCUGAAGGCCCCUAUGAAGUAUCAACUCUACCACCCAGACUUACACCAUACACCAGCUCUCCAACCUCAAAAGAGCCAAAGGUUGAGGGGUCCAGAGGUUCACCUGUGCUGAGCUCUUCUAACAUACUUUAUGAUAAGUAUCGGCAGGAUAUACAGAGGUCAGGGUACUACUCCCCUCCAGGACUGAUGGUGUCUGGGAUCAGGCUACCCAGUCGCACUGUCCCCCAUAAACUGGUGGGCAAAUCAGAGAGUUUCCAUGGAGAGCUGCCAGAUAAAUACUUACAUGAGGUUGGUAGAGAGGAUCAUCUGACUACCCAUGAUACUACUGGUGUUUUCCGCUUUCCCAAAGCUUUAAGGCCUCAGCUUGGAGUUGGAGCCGUCACCAGACUGCCUGCUACUAAGAACAGGGUGGUAUUACCAGGUCAAAGGUCGGCAUCACCCCUCGGUUACAUGGCUCCAGCUGGUCAAUCCCCAAGUAUUCACCAGGAACCCUCAGUGGAUCAGAAGAGGCUAGCAUCAGGUGUGGCUCCCAAAUUUAUGCUCUCCAAAACGGGUCAAUCUGGACUGCGGCUGCCCGGCUUCUCCCACCUACCUCCUGCCCGACUGGCUGCAGUUGGCUUCAUCCGCAGUGCAAGUGUGUCCUCUGUGUCCAGCAACCAAUCAAACGACAGUACACAUAGUGACCCCUGCCGAUCCAGCCGUCCAAACAGUGGCAGUGAGGAGACCCUCUUCUCUCGCUCCCCUCUCCCCCUCACCAAGAGCAGCAGUGUAAGAAGUCUUCACCGCGGCAGCCCCCCACCCCCCAGUGCCCCCACCCGCCGCUCUCUGCUCCCACCCCCUCGCGGCUCACCUGUGGUGCGUCAGAAGUCAUGUGUGGCCCGUCUGGGUGGGUGUGUGGAGGGUGUGGACCCCGAACGGGAGCGUCUGAUGGUAAAGAGACUGAAAGAGAGGUGUGAAGAUCAGGCCAGGCAGCUGAUCACCCUACAGGCCGAGCUCAGGAAGGCCUCACGAUGCCUCUAUGUGUUCACCAUUACCACUCAACACUUCUGCCAGAAGAGCGAGAGUGGAGCUGUGAAGGAGAGGGAGUUAUCCCUGCAGUUAGCCAGGAUCAGGGAUGAAGUGGUGGUCAGUGUUCAGCGGUGGGAGCGUCUGCAGGGUGAGAAGGUCCAGCUGGAGCAGAAUUUUGAGCGGGAGCUGAGAGGACUCAAAGAGCAGCAACAGAAGGAGCUCAAGGCUCUGCAGGAGAGACUGGUAGAGGAGCAACACUCUGAGAUACAGCGACUCCAGCAACAGCAGCGCAACCACCUGGAGCAGCUCCGCUCCCAGCACCAGGAACAGAUUGAGGAGAUGAGUGAGAAUCAUGAGACAGCCCUGAUGGAGAUGGAAGCGACUCACAGUGGCACUCUGGCCACUCUACAGGAAGAACAUACCAGAACCAUCAAGAAUUUGAAGAUGGCACAUGAGCAGCAGAAGAAAUCCAUGGAGGAGGAAUUUGAGAAGCUCAGACUCUCACUGCAGGAUCAGGUGGACACUCUGACAUUUCAGAACCGCACUCUGCGAGACCGGGCUAAACGUUUUGAAGAAGCUCUACGCAGAAGCACAGAUGAGCAGAUUGUGGAUGCCCUCGCCCCAUAUCAGCAUAUCGAGGAGGACCUGAAGAGUCUGAAAGAGGUUCUGGAGAUGAAGAACCAGCAGAUUCAUGAACAGGAGCUCAAGAUCUCAGAGCUGGAGAAAAUGGCCCAAAAGAAUGUUCUGUUGGAGGAGCGUAUUCAGGUGUUACAACAACAAAAUGAAGACCUCAAGGACAGGAUUGACCGCAACCUUGCCAUGUCCAGGCAACUGUCGGAGGAAAAUGCCAACCUGCAGGUGUACGUGGAGAAAGAGAGCAACGAGAAGAAACGACUGAGUCGCACCAAUGAAGAGCUCAUGUGGCGGCUUCAAACGGGUGAGUCUCCAACCCAGUCGCCACUUCAUCGGCCAUCGUCAAGUCCCGCGUCACCCUCCCGAGUACAGCCCUUUCCUAGAUGAGUCC